This is a messenger RNA of Aspergillus niger, 537 nucleotides long. RefSeq lists its product as uncharacterized. The transcript is spliced from 3 exons. Gene Ontology annotation, molecular function: acireductone dioxygenase [iron(II)-requiring] activity. The coding region runs from base 1 to 537 and encodes 178 amino acids. The record is from RefSeq and is a predicted model, not a curated record. NCBI's taxonomy places the organism in Eukaryota, Fungi, Ascomycota, Eurotiomycetes, Eurotiales, Aspergillaceae.
AUGAAGGCUUACUGGUACGAUAACAAGCCGGGCGACCAGCGCGAACCCCACGACGACGGUCGUCCCGUCGACGAAGCUUACCUCGCCUCUCUGGGUGUCUUCUACAAGUACUGCCCGAGCAUCGAGGACGUCGACGCCCUGGCCGCCGAGCGCGGAUACAAGAACCGCGAUGAGGUCACCGUGUCCCCCAAGACCAUGGGCGAUGUGUACGAGGAGAAGGUGAAGAUGUUCUUCCACGAACAUCUCCACGAGGACGAGGAAAUCCGCUACAUCCGGGAUGGUGAGGGAUACUUUGAUGUCCGUGGCAAGGAGGACGAGUGGGUCCGCAUUAAGUUGGUGAAGGAUGAUCUGAUUAUUCUCCCCGCGGGUAUCUACCAUCGCUUUACGACGGAUGAGAAGAACUAUGUCAAGGCUAUGCGUCUCUUCCAGGAGGAACCCAAGUGGACUCCCUUGAACCGUAGCAACGAACUGGAUGAGAACCCGCACCGUGUGUCUUACCUCGGUAGUCUGGGUAAGGCUGCUGUUGCUGCUGUUUAA